Messenger RNA from Cyanidioschyzon merolae strain 10D, 918 nucleotides. Its product is annotated as similar to zinc transporter ZupT. Lineage: Eukaryota; Rhodophyta; Bangiophyceae; Cyanidiales; Cyanidiaceae. Gene Ontology annotation, molecular function: zinc ion transmembrane transporter activity. Gene Ontology annotation, biological process: zinc ion transmembrane transport. Gene Ontology annotation, cellular component: membrane. The transcript has a single exon. The coding region runs from base 1 to 918 and encodes 305 amino acids. The record is from RefSeq and is a predicted model, not a curated record.
AUGCACUCGAACUUAAUCGUUGCGGUGGCACUCUCGACUGCAGCUGGUCUAUCGACUGCGCUUGGAGGCCUUGCGGUCGUUCUGCUACCGGGCGCGAAGAGUGCUUCGGGUGAGCACAGGCUGGGGCGUUGGCAGGGCACCACUGCGGGGUUUAUGGUUGGCCUCAGUUUCUUUGAUCUGCUGCCGGAAGUAUAUCGAGCCCGGAAUCAACUGCCACUGCCUUCGUCGGUGCUAUGUUUUGUGCUCGGUGCACUGGUGUUUGCGCUGCUGGAGCGGCUGGUUCCAGAGCCUUUCACGGAAACAGAGGCGAGCUUGGCCGCCCCGGACGGCAUCGGUAUUCGCUCGUAUUCAUCAGCUGAAACGCCGAGUGCGAGGCGUGGACCGUCCUGUGCGCCAAGUUUGAAAGCAGGCUUCAACGCCGAGCGCCACCGCCAAGGCACCAGAGCUGUGGCACUUCGCUCGGCGCUGCUGACGACGCUGAGCCUCGCGCUGCACAAUCUCCCGGAAGGCAUGGCUGUUGCGGCCUCAGCAUUGAGCGGAGGACUCCGGUUGGGGUUGCCUCUGGCUAUCGGUAUUGCCCUGCAUAACGCACCGGAGGGAUGUGCGAUAGCGGCGCCUGUGUACGCUGCCACGAACUCGCGCAUCCAGGCCGUAACCUGGGCGUUGAUCGCAGGCCUCGUAGAGCCACUGGGCGUCUUCUUCUUGAUAUGGUUCCGGCUUAACCGCAGGGCUUUGACGGGACUGUUGGCAGGAGUCGCUGGCAUCAUGACCAUGCUGUCCUGUACCGAGCUGCUGCCCCAAGCGCUCCGUAUGAAUGAGCAGCGGCCUGGCGUCGUAUUCAGUGAAUUCGCUUUCGGCAUGCUCCUGAUGCUUGGUCUGCUUUCCGUGGUCCGAUGGUCAUUUGGUGUCGAACUGUGA